Onthophagus taurus is the source of this 1311-nucleotide messenger RNA. NCBI's taxonomy places the organism in Eukaryota, Metazoa, Arthropoda, Insecta, Coleoptera, Scarabaeidae. The record is from RefSeq and is a predicted model, not a curated record.
AUACGAAAAUGUACAAAGUAAAAAGUUUAAAUGGUUUCAUCACAAGAUCCCUCGUAAAUAAACCACAGUUUUUUUCUUUAACAAUUGGAUUCAUGCUCGGAUUUAUAUUCACUUUGUAUUGGUUUCCGGUAUAUUUUGAACCGUUCUCACACGAUUCAUUUCAAGGACCACAAACCGAUCCGGGCACGCACAGCCCCGAAGAGGAAUUUCACAAAAACCAGGACGAUUCUCUCGCACAAGAUUUAAAGAGAAAAGUACGAAUUUUAUGUUGGGUUAUGACCAAACCAACUAACCACGAGAAAAGAGCCCGUCACGUUAAAAAUACGUGGGGGAAACGGUGUAAUAAAAUUUUAUUUAUGAGUUCUAAACCCGAUUCUGAUUUACCUGCGAUUGGUUUACCCGUACAAGAGGGAAGAAAUAAAUUAUGGGGAAAAACGAAAGAAGCUUUUUAUUACAUUUAUCAAUUUCAUUUCAACGAAGCCGACUGGUUUUUAAAAGCGGACGAUGAUACUUACGUUGUUUUAGAAAAUUUGCGCUACAUGCUUUAUCCAUAUAAACCUACAGAUCCUUUGUAUUUCGGAUGCAAAUUUAAAUAUAACACUUACGUAAAACAGGGCUACAUGAGUGGUGGAGCCGGUUAUGUUUUAAGCAAAGAAGCAUUACAAAGAUUUGUUGUUAUCGGCUUGCAUAAUAAUACAUUGUGUAAUCCGUUUGAUGGUGGUAGCGAAGAUUUACAAUUAGGAAAAUGCAUGGAAAACGUUGGAGUUAAAGCUGGGGAUAGCCGCGAUUCUUUGGGCCGUGGACGAUUUUUUCCAUUCAUUCCUGAACAUCAUUUAAUUCCGGGGCAUUGUCCAAAAUCAUUUUGGUAUUGGAAGUACGUUUAUUACAAUACGACCGAAGGCAUGAAUUGUUGCUCAGAUAACGCGGUAUCGUUUCAUUACGUGAAACCAAAUCAAAUGUAUGUAUUGGAAUAUUUGAUUUAUCAUUUACGACCUUACGGAAUCAAUUAUAAUAUGAAUCUAACUAAUAUAAAGGAAGCCAUUUAAUAACUUUUUUAAAGUUUGUGAUAUAUUUAUAUAUUAUUUAAAAUAAAAAAAUAAUUUUAGGGUUAUGUUUUUUUAUGGAUCCAUAGAGUACAAUUAGAAUAUCUGGAGGGUUAUUAAAUUAAAAAAUUGUUUAUAAAAAGCGUUAUUUAUUUAUAAUAGAAUACAAAUAUGGAAAAUUGAAAUACAAUAUAAGUGUACAAGGUUGCUUUUACACGUUAUAUAUAUAUAGUAGUAAAGUUGUAAUAGGGGAAUUAUUUUAAAUUAA